AUGUGUGUAUUGACCAAUUGGACAUUUAGGCAAGCACCGAUUCAACAACACCAUCACCACCCAGCCACAUCACUAGGAGCUGUAACAUGGUAUAAUUCAGUUCCUCAUGAACCAGCACAUCAAAUCCAUGUUGACUUGCUAUACAACAACCUCAUUCCAAAUCCAUUCAUGGACAAAAAUGAGUUGAAUGUCAGCUGGGUCAGUGAGUUGACGUGGGAGUACCGAUGUUUGUUUGAUGCACUAGAUACACAUGAGAAUGAAGAUCAACUGGAGUUUGCGUACCUUUUGCUUGAUCAAUUGGACACUGACGCGGAAGUUGAGCUCAAUGAUAAAGUGGUUUUACAAAGUACUAAUGCGUUUCAAAAGCAUAGAAUUAGUGUCAAUUUAUCACUGCACAAUGAGUUGAAAGUGAGGUUGAAAUCUGGGAUGGAAUUGGGUAAGAAAUUAGAAUCCAAAUAUGGUGCACAUGAGUGUUGGAAUGGUGAUUGCAGUCGGGUUUAUGUUCGUAAACCACAGUUCCAGUACGGUUGGGAUUGGGGACCCAGGUUGAUUACGUGUGGGUUCAAUGAGAUUGUGUUGGUGACUAGUAACUACAUUGAGGAUUUGUAUAUCCGAUACGAGUUGAAUGAGAAAUUGAAUGUUGCUUAUGUGUGGUUUGAAGUUGAAAGUAUAUUGUUAGCGCCGGUUGUGCAAGCUAGAAUUGAGAUUGAGCUCAAUGAGAAGACUAUUGGCGUGGUUGAAGUUAAUCGAGUUAGGUCAAGAAUGAAUAUCAGUCACGUUUUGGAGAAUAUCCAGUUAUGGUCUCCCUUCAGGCACGGUGAGCCCACCUUGUACAGUAUCAAGGUAUUCUUUGAUGAUGAGCUAAUGAUUAGUAAAACUGUUGGGUUCAGGAAAGUUGAACUCAUAACUGAGUCAGACACUACGGGAAGUUCAUUUUAUUUCAAGGUUAACAACAAACCUAUACAAAUGCUUGGGUCGAAUUGGAUACCACCGCAUUCAUUUACGUCCAAAGUUACUCAACAAGAUUACGAAACAUACAUUGGCUAUGUCGUUGAUUCAAACCAAAAUAUGAUUCGGGUCUGGGGAGGUGGGCAAUACGAAAAGGAUAUAUUUUACCAAUUGUGCGAUGCCAGAGGUAUAUUGGUAUGGCAGGAUUUCAUGUUUGCGUGUGGUAUAUACCCCAAUGAACCCUUCGCAAAUCUGAUAAAACCCGAAGUUGAAUAUCAAGUCAAAAGAUUACGUAACUUUGCCAGUGUUGUUAUCUAUGCUGGAAAUAAUGAAGAUUAUCAAAUUGCCGACGCAUUAAACUUGGAUACAAACAAUAGUAGUCAAUUUCCAGCAAAAUAUAUCUACGAAGAUGUAAUUCCUCAGGUGUUGGACAACUUGACCAGUAGGAAACAAGUGGCAUAUCGGUUCGGAUCACCUUAUUCGGAUAGCCUUCAUAGUUCUUAUGAUUUGAGAUUUGGUGAUUCACAUCAGUGGGAUGUUUGGCAUGGCCGUGAGUUGCCGUACCAGUCUUGGCGCCAAUUAUCCGCUCGAUUUAUUAGUGAGUUUGGCAUGUUGGCCCUACCUUCGUACUCCACUUUCCACAAGUACAUCACCAAUGUGAGUGAAUUAUACCCUGAUCUGGAAAUGAUUGACUUUCACACCAGAGCCGCAAACAAGGAGAAUUUGCAUCAUUACGUAUGGUCCAAUCUCAACAAGCCGAAGGAGCUUGAUUUGCAAAAUUGGAUAUAUCUAACACAAUUGAUGCAACUGGAGGCUGUGUCUUUUGCAUUUAGGUAUUGGAGGCGAAAAUGGGAUCAAUUUCAAGUUGGCGGUGUCUUGGUUUGGCAAUUGAAUGAUUGUUGGCCCAGUGUGUCAUGGUCAGUGAUUGGUUUUGACCAAGUGCCCAAAUUGAGCUAUUAUGGGAUGAAGCGAGAGUUGAGUGAGGUUAGUGUUGCUGGAUAUAGGAGUGUGGUAGGAGGGGGAGUUGGCGAUGGGGCUGCAGUUGCAGUUGCAGUUGCUGGUCAACUGGUGCUUCAAGAGCCAGAGGUGUUGCUUGAUGUGUGGGGAUUUGGCGGCGGCAAGGGCUUGACAUUGAGUGUUCAACUUUACAAUGUAGAUGGGGUACUUGUUGAUGAGAUUGAACAGCGCGAUGUUGCAUUUGAAGAAAACCACGUGAAUGCUAUUUUGACGGGUGCAACGUUUGUUCACUUGAAAGUGGAUACAAUAGUAUAUCUAAGAUUGUUGAAGGAGGAUGUGACUCUAGCUAGGUCUUCAGAUUGGCCACAACCGUUAAAGAAUUUGAAUUGGGAGAAGUUGACGUCUGAUUUGCAGAUUGAGUUACGAUACCUCGGUUUAGGCGAAUAUCGAGCAUCAACAAAUAAGCCAGUAAAGGGACUUCAAUUGUAUUUUGAUACAGUUGAAACUGACUACACUUUCAGCGAUAACGGCAUUGAUUUGUUUCCUGGUGAUCCGCAGAUUUUGGAGGUGGUAAACUUGCAAGAAGAGGAUGUGGAAAAAGUGAAAUAUAGAUAUCUACACUAUUGA
Messenger RNA from Lodderomyces theae, 2532 nucleotides. RefSeq lists its product as uncharacterized. The record is from RefSeq and is a predicted model, not a curated record. The transcript has a single exon. Bases 1 to 2532 code for a protein of 843 amino acids. Gene Ontology annotation, biological process: glycoprotein catabolic process. Gene Ontology annotation, molecular function: beta-mannosidase activity. NCBI's taxonomy places the organism in Eukaryota, Fungi, Ascomycota, Pichiomycetes, Serinales, Debaryomycetaceae.